AUGUCUUGGAAAUCACUGUACAUCAUUUUUGUCCGAGUUUGCAACACCGGUACCUGGGACUCUCGCAUAGUGCUUGAGGGCCCUGUACAAGAUGCAGUGCCCUUUGGAGAGCCAGCUGCACUACGACUGGUGGAUGGACCCACAACUGCUGUAGGGAGGGUGCAGGCCAAGCACGGCAACACAUGGAGAUCUGUCUGCACAAAUUCACGCAACUGGACAGCGGCAGAUGUAUCAGUUGCAUGUCGACAACUGGGAUUUAGUGAUGGAGGUGCUUGGUGGAGAUGGAUGGAAGCAGAGCCGAGCUGGCUGCUGGGUCCUAGACCGAGGAUGUUACUCGAGCAGCCUAUGUGUGCAGGCACUGAGACACAGCUGCAAGACUGUGCGGGCUGGGCUCAGCGGCGCAUUGGUGCUGGAACAUGUGAUUUUCAUCCGGACCUAGCAAUAAGCUGUUCACCAGUGCUUGACCCAGCUGUAGUAACACAACAUUGGGAAGGGCUGCACUUUGAAUAUGCCCUUGCCUCAAGAGUACUCACCCAAGAGAAUACAUUAUAUGUAAUGCGAUCGUCAUCACAGCUGUCAUAUGUUGAUAUCAGGUAUGCUGGUGCGGGCCCUAGUGGUGCAGCAUUCUUUGUGAAUGGUGUCCCUCCACAUAUGACAUCUGUUGCUGUUCUCUAUUCAGCCCGUGAUGGUAUCAAUGCUACAAGCUUGGAAGCUCCUCUGCAGCUCAACAACUGCACACUCCAUGGUAACAAAGGUUAUGGUUUGUUUGCAAAUGUGACAUCGGGCAGUGGUGGUCAAGUAUUGCUGGAGAGCUGCACCAUAUCAGAAAAUGGAGGAGACGGAGUACAUUACGUCAGCCAUGAUCCCCGACCUGGCGUGCAGACAGAGGGUAUGGCACAGCUGCAGGCCCAGCCAGACCCUCUCGCUGUAGCACUUGACUUCUGCACUUUGUCCACCACUACGUCACAGAUAUACCCACUUCUUGUACGCCUCGAACAGCCAAAAAAUUCUGUCAGUCAGCGUGACUGCUCCAAGGCAUUUUACACAAAGAUGGGAUAUGUGCUGACUGCUGAAGUGGUUGCUGUGUCAUCUGGCAGUGGGGCAGCACAUAUUUUCCUUCGAGAUGGAUCUGGCUCGGGAGACAACCUGCUAGCUGAUACUUUGUUGCAUCAAGGAUCACUACCUCAGAGCACAGUCACUACUGGUAAUCGCUUGUAUGUCCAGUUUCGGGCUCCAACACGUGAUCCAGUACCGACUGUUGCCUUCCUGAGAGUCACUGCUGGGCGAGAACGUCGAGCUGAUCUUCUCAUUACAAGCAGCACUGUUGCUGACAAUGGAGGAAGUGGCAUUGCAGUAGAUGAAGCACGCUCUGCAGUCAUACUGGGAAGUACCUCAGUGUCUGGUAAUAGUGGCACAGCAGGCCUUCGCAUUAUUGGGGGUGCAGCUGCUGUUAAUGUCUCAAACAGCCGUAUUGCCUUCAAUCGUGGUGAUGGCGUGAAUGUGUCACACUGUGGAGGCAUUGUAAACAUUUCGCGUUCAUCCAUAUCAUCUAACAGUCGUACUGGUCUUUCUGUGUGGCAUGAAAUGGAUCCAGCCUUGAGCUAUACAGGACUGCAACGUACUGUCAUCCUUGAAUAUUCAGAAAUCUUCAGAAACCAAGAGGUUGGUGCUCUCAUUGGAAACUUCUGCAGAGAGUCAUUUGUAAACAUAACAGGCAACUGGUUUAAUGAAAGUAAUACUGUUGCAUUGGAAAUUCUUUCGUGUUGGCAACAAACCAACGGUAUGCUUUGGCUGCAGGUCGGGCACAACACAUUUACUCAUAAUCGUCUUGGUUUCAGAAUAAAUCCACCAGCCAAUAUUGAUGGUCGUAUAGAGUACAACAACUUCCGGCAGCAUGAGUUUGGUGCAAUGUCACUGAGGAUGUCAACUGCCGUACAAGAGCGUCUUGCCGCUCUGCCAGUCCGUCUUCUUGUGGCAAAUAAUUACUUUGAAGAAAACAGGGGAAUGUAUGUUGCAAAUUUGGGGCUCUCCCAGGACAGCAUCAAGCAGCAUCUUCUGUUCACGUGGAAUUUCUUACGGAACAACCACAUCACGGAGCCAUGGGGGCUAGAUCAACCACCUCGUGGAUCUGCAGCUGCAGCUCUCACUGUUGCAUCUGAUAACAUUGACAUAUUCCGCAACAUCUUCCAGAAUCCUGAAUCAGCUUUUGAGAUUGCUAGUCACUUAUCUGAUCAAAGUCGGUCUAUAAACUGCACAUAUAAUUGGCUUGGAAAUGCUAGUGAAGAUGUUAUAUUCUACCGUCUCUUUCACAGGAAGGACCGCUACAAUCUCUCACGACUUCGCUACCUCCCAUAUCUUUUGCAUCCAAGCAACCCUGCAGCAACUGCGUAUGUCAGGCAUCACACGUACAUUGCACCUUUUAUACGUUCAGCGGGCAUUAUUGGGGGAGAAGUGGAUGGUCGUGAGGUCCUAGCAGCUGGGGAAUAUGAAGUGCGUGCUGAUAUCACAGUACGUCCGGGCGGGCUCUUAGAAUUGCGACGUGGAGCCGUUCUACGAUUCCCGCCAGCACUGGGUGUGAUGGUUGCUGGACAGCUGGAGGCUCGUGGGACACGCCCAGGUGAUAUCAGACUAGGAUUACUGGAAGUGGCAGACCCUGUAACUGGACCUGAGACAGACACGGAUGCAGGAAACACACUUGGCACCAUCACAGCUGAAGUAGAUGAAAGUCCAGUUCGACUCCUCGGUGGCAUGACUGAAACAGAAGGGAGGCUUCAGAUACGUGUAAAUGGGACAUGGGGCACUGUGUGCAGUUACGGGUGGACUCAGCGUAAUUCAGUAAUAGUAUGCCGUCAGUUGGGGCUGGCACCGGAUCCUGACGGUUGGCUCAUGGCGCCUGCAGAGUUACCUCAGGCUGGGACUGGUGAAAACAUAUUAAUGAGUAAUGUGCGGUGUGGAGAAGAAGACGUAGACGUAACUCAAUGCCGAGCAGAGCACACUGUUGCUGGAGACAUGUACGGAGCAUGUACCCAUCAACAGGAUGUAGGUCUGCGUUGCCUUCGGCCAGCGUGGGCUGGUGUGCGCCUGGCACCAACCGCUCGGCGCUCUGACCUUCAGUUUGUUACAAUAGAACAUGCGGGGUUGCUAGACUUCAAUGGACCAACGCUGAAGCCAGGACUGCAAGUGGAUCUAUGGCGCCAUGCAAUGGAGAGCAUCCGGGUGGAGAAUAGUUUGCAGGAUGGCCUUGGUGUCAUUUAUUCUGAUUUGUAUUCAACAGGAGCUGCACGUACUGUGAAGAACAGUGAAUUUCGUGCCAAUCACGGAAAUGGUAUCAGUAUUAGGCAAUUUGGGCUUAAAGUCUCAGGGUGCACCUUAGAGAAGAAUGAUGCAGCAGGCCUUCGGCAUGAACCCGUUGUGUCACUGCAAGAUCGACGUGACCUUGCGGGUUGGCUGAUGCCCCCUCAGCCUCCCCACCCAGACUAUGCACCUAUUGUUUUGCCUGCAGCAGCUCGCACCCACUUGCUGGAAAAUGAUGAAACAAAAGUUUUCGUUACAACAAAGGUGCCAGUUGGUGAUUCUGUGGAUGCAAAUUUUACUAUAAAAGUCUUAGAGGGUUACGUAUUAGGCCUACAGUUGCUGAACAUGCCUUUAGAGCGCAGCACAGAACAUCUAUCUUUGGUGGAUGGACCCAGUCGAGUACUGGCUGCUGAUAUUUUGGAUCUGAGAGAAGACCGCACACACUUUCCCAUGCUGUCAUCGUCAUCAGCCGUUGUUCUCGAGUAUCGAAGUGGUGAAGCCGCUCUGGGAGGAAUGGUCCUGGCAGUGUCAGCUGUGAGGGCGCCAGCUGCCACAGCUGUUAAUCGUCGUGGCCCGCCACCGAUGCUGACAGUUGUUGCCUCACGGAUUCGUCACAAUGCCAAUGGAUUACAUCUAUCAUAUUACAGCAGACUUGUAGGUGAUGCGGGAGAACUGUACUUACGCACAGGAAAUGAAACCAUGGAAGUUAUGUCAAGUGAGGUGACCUUCAAUAAACGUGAAGCUGUUUUGGUUGAUUCUCCAAGGUUCUUGAGGAAUAGUACUGCUGAGCAAACAGAUACAGCACCUUUGGCAGAAGUCAACAUCACCAUUGAUUCAACACUGUUGACUGAUAAUGGAGCAGGAAUACACCAGCAUGGCAAAGACCUAAGAGGCUCGGCAAAUUUAUUCCACUGGCAAGUGAAGGACAGUUCAGUAGAACGCAAUAAAGCUGGUGGUUUUGUUAUUGAGCUGCCAUAUGUAUGGCAAUAUAAUGAAAACUUCACCCAUUCUGUUGUGUUGAUGAACAAUACGUGGCGAAACAACUUUAAUUUUGCUGUUGAAAUUGGAGGUCAUUUUGCCAGGCUGAAUGUAUCCAAGAACGUGUUCCGUGAAAAUGUAUGUCAUGCAAGUGAAGGACUCCUGUCAGUUAGAGGAAUGGAAAAACUUAUGCUGCUGAAUCGUAACCUGAUUGAGGGAAAUCGCUGCCAUUAUCUGGUAGAAUUUGGAGCUAAUAGCCAGUCAGAGAUUUUGGGCACUGUUCCAGCAUUUUUUAUAUUCAAUGAAGUUCGACGAAAUACAGCACCACUGCAGCAGAACACUGAUAGCAACCCAUCGUUUGCUAUUGGAUUCCGUGGGGUGCAGAAGGUACAAGUGAGACGGAAUUUACUUGGGGACAACACAGUGGACUUUGAGCUGGUUGCUGGAGUACAAACUGCUCAUCUGGAAAGUGAAGUGGAUGUGGCAGAGAACUGGUGGGGAACAACAAAUGCUACUGAGAUUCGAGAACGGAUCUUUGAUUUUGACGACUGGAACAACCAUGCUCUUGCUCAUUUUCUACCAUUUCUUACUGAAGACUCACUGGACUCAUCGGUAUCAGUGUCAUGGGAAACACCAGUUCCUGUUGACCCUGACAACCUGCAUGGUCGACUUGAUAAAUCAAUGACGCUGAAUUACAGAGAACAACCAUACAUUGUGCGAUCCGAUCUCACAAUUUUACCACAGGUAACCCUGUCACUAUCUCCAGGUGUGGUGAUUGAAUUUGCACCAAAUGUGGGGAUACUGGUUCUGGGCUCACUUAAGGCAAAUGGUAGACCAGGUCAAGAAGUUAUACUGCGUCCUCUGACACAUCAGGCUUCUUCAGACGUGAAAACUCAGAUGGCUUCUGUGCUGGCACAAGGUCAGCCUACAGUUCGCCUGUGCACAUUGCCAAAUAAUUGCACAGGGGAAGAAAAUAUGCAAGGGUCAAUGCAAGCAAGAACUGCAGAGGGCUUUUUGGAGCGUUAUAAUCGAACAUCACUGCAAUGGGUUCCUAUAUGUGAUCCACAUUUUUGUGAACGUGAUGCACAGGUUGUGUGUCGAGAACUGGGAUUUGACUCUAAUGUGGUGUUUGUCAGUCAUGGAAGACAAUAUAGCUAUCAUGCUGGUUCAGUAGCACACAUCGCUGCCUGGCCUGAACCACUGCAGUGUCGAGGUGAUGAACUUCACUAUGAGGACUGUCGAAUUCAUUUGGAUGGCAGAGCCCCAGGAGCUGCAGAACAUCGCUGUAGCUGGGAUGGUGACUUUGUGUUUCUACACUGUGGUCAGCGUAAUUUGCAGGCAGGCCUGACAUACUGGGGUGGCAUCAGAUUUGCAAAUCCUGAUUUAGAAUGGACUCAUUCACCACGUGAAGAGUCUUAUUUAGAAGGUGUCAAUUUGACUGGUGCAGGCUUGCUACAUGGAGAAUUAUCACCUGCAAUACUUGCCAUUGGUAGAACACCUGCAAUGGCACAUGUCACAGUAGAGAGAUCGGCUUCUGAUGGAAUUUCUUUGAUUGCACCUGCCUCAUCUGCUCGUCUUCAACAUGCUACAGUGAAUAAUGUCCUUGGAGUGGGUGUCACAGUGUUGUCCUUGACUGGAGAGGCCCGAGAUGAAGGUGCAAGUUCCUUCGCUCCACUUGCCGAUGCCUCAUCUCUACCACGACAUCUUUUUGGUGCUAUUGAUGUCUGUGGACCAGACAAGCAUAUCACAGUGGAAGAGCGUGUACUUGUAUACUUCAAGUACGACAACAGACCAGUCAGUUGUGUUAAGGUCUUUUCCAGUGUUUACUACUCAAAACCGUUUGGUUUCAGGUUUUUGGAGCUGAAUUUACAAAAUGGAUCUGUGGUCCGGCCCGACUCUCUGACUCUUUUUGAGGGAUAUGUUAAUGGAACUGCACCAUUAGCAACUUUGUUGGCUACAAUGGAGCCCUCAACGUGGCGUCAUUUGUAUCGCACCAGAGGAGCUGUUCUAGGGUUGCACAUGAUAUCAGCAGGUGGUGGAGGCGACUAUGGAUUCAUUGCUGAAAUUAUCACAUUGCCAGUUUCAGCAGUUGGUUUUGACCGUGAUGCACAGCACAACAUAACAGGAUCAGUUUUGGCAGGCUGCCGAUUAGGAGCAAUACGUUACCAGAGUGCUGGUGAAGUCAAUCCACUUCUGGCAAUAGACAAGUGUCGUAUUCUGAACAAUUGCUUGCAACUUUAUGGGAAUUUCUCUACUUGUCAGUCUGCUGUUGAAAUUGAUGUGCAAAAUAUGGAAGGCCUAUAUUUUAAGAACAAUGCAGUCCUUGGCAAUGUGGGUGGCCUGUCAGUUAGUGCAGACUCUCGUGGCUCUGCAACAGCACUGCGUGGUUUUGUGGGUCACAACGCCUUUGCACACAACAAGCAACAACCAACUCUGAGAGCGGAGGGCAGGCAGAGUAGUCCGUACCAGCAACUCACAAUUUAUAGAAACUAUUUUUCCCGUAAUGAAGUGCCUUAUAGGGAUUUCAUCCUUCUCCGCCAGGUUGUGACAAACUUCUCAUAUAACUUUGUGCAAAAUAAUAUUGGCUGUCAUAUAUUAGAAGUGUCUGGUUUUGAGAAGGUCCGACUUCCAAUUUAUCAGAUAACAUACAAUAACAGCUUUUAUUGGAAUGCUGCUACAAAACGAGAAUCAAGAAGUACAGUUGUUGCUGCAACUGCUGGACAGCAUUACAUCGACAAUGUAUUCUGGAAUCCUGACAAUGAUUACGAGCUUAUUACUGUUAACAGAUCAUUAACAAGUGAUGUACAAGAUUUUCCUGGAGACAUACGUCCCAACAACUGGUGGGAAGCACCGAUUGAUGCUCGUUAUAAUUGGUGGGGAACAAAUGUGAGUGCAGCUGUCAGUGCUCGUAUCAAGGACAUCCAGGAUGACCCGCAGCUGAUACAGGUUGACUACCAGCCCUUCUACACCAGUAAUACGAGCCUUCUGGGUGGUGGCAAGUGUCCUCCAGGAUGGGGGCUGCAUGCAACAACAUGCCUUGCAUAUAUUGGAGCCCCACUCACAUUCCAGGAGGCUCGCUCAUUCUGCAAGCUGCUGAAUGCUUCCAUGCCCUAUAUUUCGGGCGACUACUUUUCAUUGUACCAAUUCAUAAGAUCACAGCAGCCAACGUUCCAGUACUAUGACAGAGCAUGGGUGCAGCAUCUUGACAGCAUUGGAAAAUGCACAGUUUUUGCCUUCCAGCGUGUGACAGUAGAUGACUGUGAUUAUUCCAGUCCGUUUCUUUGUGAGAUCGAUCCAAAGGUUCAUGUAGACCCUUUAAGCUGGCGACGUGAUGCACUAGCUGUAUCUGUCCUGGGUGCUGUGUGUGUAGCAUUGCUGUUGGUAAUGCUGGCAGCUGCAUGCUGGUGGGCCAAAUCUCGCCAUCGCCGGGUCGAACGCCUGGAACGUCGCAACUCCAUCCGGCAGUCUCUUAGGUCCUUACGAUCUGUUGGCAUGUCCUCCACUACUGAGCUUGAUCCAAGACCAGCCAUUGUUCCUGCAGCUGAAUAUCACAAGAUGCAAGAAGACAGUGGCAGCCUCGAUUCUGUUGAAAAAUCUCGACUAGAGUCUUCAGUUGAUGACUCACGCAGUUACAGUUAUGACAUUUAUGAAGCUAGCAAUCCUAGCCUUGCAUUCCUAAAUCACUCAAAUAAUGGCCCCGGUGGCCUCAUGUACCGUAAUGAAGGCUUCCAUGACAGAUCACUACCUCCUUUCCGGGCAGCAGACCAUGACUCGGACUCCAGUGGCUUUCCCCUGUCAACACCAGAGCCCCUGCCCCGACAAGAUCCACAGCUUGUGACACUAUCACAGCCAAAACUGACACCAGUGUCAGAGCUACAUUCACUGCCAUAUUCAGAAACAGCAACUUUACCACUUUCACGUUCACCGACCUUACCAUUAUCAGAAGUGCACAGCACACAGCCGGCUAAUACAGAACAAUUACCCUUACCACAUACACAGUCUCUUCCACUGGAACCUGUAAAAGUACUGCCUAUUUCAGAACCACGCCCUCUGCCAUUACACACGCAAACUCUACCACUGCCACAUACAUACACAGUCCAGCCAACUCCUCUACUUCUUGAAACAGAUUUAGAUGCAGUCUUGCCACCACCACCACCGCGUUCACGCAGUGAGGCUGCACUCCUUGAAGAAGUGCCACAGUACACAGAAUCGCUGGCACGCGCCCACAGCCAGCCACUGGAGACGGCAAUGUGAAGACAUGUUCAGCAAGAAUAUUCAGCAAUGGUUUCUUCUUCUUCAUGAAAAUGGGUGUUUGUCCCACAAGUGAAAAAUAGUGUGCCUACUUCUCUCUCUUUCUUCAGGAUUUCAUAUCACUGCCAUGUGUACUUCCAUAUGUUCUACAUCAUUGCCUUUAGUUUUUUAACUUGGUUGUUCAUGGUCAUGUAUAUCAGUACCUAGCCUGAACAACCAUUUGUGUUUAUAAGUACACAAAUAUGUUUAAUACAGAUUGAGAGAGAGACUGAAAUUUAUAAAUGAUAUACAGAGGUUUUCCAGAAUUUCAGAAAGCGCACCAGAGGAGGUUAUGUUCCCUUGCUAGUCAUCAUAGCUGAUAUUCUUGUGUAAUAAGGUAACAUUUUGCUCACACUGGUAUUGUGCUUGGUGGACUCCACAAUUUUUUCAGCUUCUGUUGUGAAUGUGAUUAAUUGAUAGAUUUUUAAUGAAUGAGUUUUGAGAAGACUGUAUCAGAUCACCGUGAUUACUGUGUAAAUACUCUAAAUGCGUAUUUAGAAGGAGAACAGUGAUGUGAGACAGCUUUCUGUUACAACAUAUGUUGUUGAUGGAGGAUCAUACUUUUUUAAAUUAAAAUUAUUUUCAUAUACUUAUGUACCAAAGAACAUCUAUUGUAAGCCAACUAUCUUGGCUUUUACAAAUAUAAUAUUUUACAUGCUCAGUCCCUUUAUUGUAAGGCAAGAAAUCAGAAAAUCGUUUAAUAUACUUUAUAUUAAAGUGGAAAUAAUUGUAACUGUCUCCUGACUAGUGAUUAUCAGGAAAGACAUGAUUUUUUAUUAUGUCAAUAGUAUUAGUUAAUAGUGGCUAAUGUGGAAUUCUAUGCUACAACUGUGACAUGCAAUAUAAAAUUAAUUUUGCAUGAAGUGGAAGUUCUAAUGAAUACAAAUUUAAUGAAAUUGUCCUUGCAUGGAAGUACCCAUACAACAAGUGUUUUCUGUGUUCAAGAACUUUUAAUGACGAUUUAACUGGACAACAUUUAAAAAUAAAGUACACCUGGAAAGGAGAAACUACAUUGAUCAUCAAGUAAGAAAUAUAUGUUUCUCGUGUGAUUUCAAUUGUUAUGAAAGAAAUAUAUUUUUCUAAUGUGAUUUCAAUUCUGUCCAUAUUUUCAGUUAAACUUACUACAGGCUUUAUCAGUAUUCUUGUAAUGCAGUAGAAAGGACUGUGAUAAUAUUUACAUGUCUAUUGAUGUAGUAUUCCUAAUGUAACAUCACAAGUGUUUGUGUGUAAAUGAUUAGUUGUUAAGAAUAUAACAGAGGGAAACAUUCCACGUGGAAAAAAUAUAUAUCUAAAAAGAAAGAUGAUGAGACUUACCAAACAAAAGCGCUGGCAGGUCGAUAGACACACAAACAAAC
This is a messenger RNA of Schistocerca nitens (vagrant locust), 9917 nucleotides long. RefSeq names its product protein bark beetle (gene bark). NCBI's taxonomy places the organism in Eukaryota, Metazoa, Arthropoda, Insecta, Orthoptera, Acrididae. The record is from RefSeq and is a predicted model, not a curated record. Gene Ontology annotation, cellular component: membrane. The coding region runs from base 1 to 8526 and encodes 2841 amino acids. The transcript is spliced from 36 exons.